Molecule: messenger RNA, 1380 nt
Organism: Caenorhabditis sp. 36 PRJEB53466
Lineage: Eukaryota; Metazoa; Nematoda; Chromadorea; Rhabditida; Rhabditidae
Source: the annotation of a GenBank genome assembly
AUGCCGACUUACGAUUUUACCGACAAACGAAUUCUUGUGACCGGAGCCAGUCAAGGUGAGCUCUUUUUUUUUAAAUAAAAACGAGAACUUGAGCAAAUGGGUUAUGUCAACGUAUCUCGUGAAAUUGAAAUCAGUCGAUCAUAAUAAGAUCAUAAAUGGAAUAUGCGAAUUUAACUUCUAAUGGAGUAAGGUUACAACGAUCAGAAGCACGUUGAAGUUAGUUAAAACUUGUGCCAGCUGUCAGCUAAUAUUUCAAACACAUAAUGGCAUUUCCGGCCCAAACUUUGUUCUUCACUACGAAUAAUUUGAUAAGAUAGCAGAAAUUCUUUGGCCACAGAAUUUGUGUCUCUCUCUCUCUCUCACUCUUUUCUUCUGGUCGAUCAAACUAAACCAUAGGAUUCUUUUUAUAAAGUGUGUGUGUGUGUUUCGAUGCGUUGAGAAGACAAACCUAUUUAUGGAAAGAGAAACGAAUCAUCAAACAUCGCUUUGCAGGAAUUGGAAAAGAGAUUUGUUUGUCGUUGGCCAAGGCCGGAGCACAGGUCAUUGCAUUCGCACGCAAUGAGCCAAAUCUGCAGGCGUUGGUCAAAGAGACCAUUUCGUCGGUGAGUCGAAAUUUUUUCCAGAGUUGAAUUGAUCAACGUAUUUUCUUUAGAGAAACACAAUAAUCCCAGUUGUUGGCGAUGUGAGCGCCAACGAAGAAGUUCUUUUCAAGCUGAUAGUUCCACACUUCCCCAUCCACGGACUCGUCAACAACGCUGGAAUUGCUUCAAACCACGCCAUCGGGCAGAUCACCCAGCAGUCCAUAGACCGGUACCGUAGUCCCACACUAAUCGUCGCAUUAUCUCUCAGCUUCCAGAACCUUUGCCGUCAACGUUCGUGGCCCAAUCCUGAUCGCUCAACUGGUCGCCCGUAACUUUGUGGAUCGUCAGAUCAAGGGAUCAAUUGUCAAUGUUUCGUCCCAGGCGGCGAUUCGACCACUCGACAAUCAUACAGUCUACUGUAAGCACUAUUGCAGGGUAAUGUGGUCUGAUAUCGACAAUUUAGGCGCCUCAAAAGCCGCGCUUGAUAUGGUGACAAGGUGCUUGGCGAAUGAGUUGGGAUCGCAAAAUAUCCGCGUGAACAGUGUCAAUCCGACGGUAGUGAUGACCGAUAUGGGAAGAGAUGUGAGCCCUACACUAGGUCUCCCCGCCAUAAAAAUCGCUUGUGUUUUAGAACUGGAGCGACCCCGCCAAGAAGCAGAAAAUGCUCGACCGAAUGCCGAUCAAACGGUUCGCCGAGGUAGACGAAGUGGUCAACGCCGUUCUUUUCCUGCUCUCCGACGCCUCCUCAAUGACAACGGGAUCGGCGUUGCCAGUCGACGGAGGAUUCUCGAACAAUUAA